AUGGAAAGCGGGAAUAAACUGAAGAAGAGCUGCGGUGGCUGGUUUCGCAGGUUAAAAGACUUGGCACAGGAGAGGAAUACUGAGGUCGCGUUGCCGAAAAUGGAAGCGUGGGGAGCUGCAUCAAUGCAAGGGACUUAUAAUUUGGAAAUGGCGCAAGUAGGAACGGAAGCAAUAGCUACCACGGAAAUGUUCGCCACAACUCCUAGCACGACUGUCAGCUCAGCAUCACAGGCCACUUAUUUGGAGACGGUGCAAGUAGGAACGGAAGCAGUAGCUUCCACGGAAAUGUUCGCCACAACUCGUAGCACAACUGUCAGCUCAGCAUCACAGGCCACUAAUUUGGAGACGGUGCAAGUAGGUACGGAAGCAAUAUCUUCCACGGAAAUGUUCGCCACAACUCGAAGCACAACUGUCAGCUCAGCAUCACAGGCGACUAGUGGGGCGCGGGAUCUACGUGACCGCAGUUCAGAGCUUGCAGAAGCAGUUGAUAGAAUACAGGAAUUAGAAGAAGAAAUCUGGGAGAGGGACAACUGCAUAAAAAGAAUUAUGGACGAAAUGGCUUGCCAGGUUAUGGAGUUCAGAAAACAUAUACUGGCAAAGAACAAAAUCAUAAAUGAAUUGAAAGAGAAGCUGGAUGAUCAGAAACAUGACAAAAUAGAUGGUCUGGAAAAUAGCGCCAAAAUAACGAACAGGAGUCUGACCAGGACAGAUGGAGCAGAUCCAACACAGUUCGACUUUCUCCAAAUUCUGGGAAUCGGUGGGUUUGCAAACGUGUUCCUGGUUCAAAAGAGGGGUGGUACGGAUGAUGGCCGAUUUUAUGCAAUGAAGGUGAUAAAGAAAGCUUCGGUCAUUGAAGAAGACGUCAGUCAAUACAUAAUGACAGAGCGUAAUGUGUUGGAGGUGGUGGGCAAACAUCCCUUCUUCACCAGUCUCCAUUACGCUUUCCAAACUGACACCAAAUUAUACCUUGUUCUGGAUUACAUAUGUGGAGGGGACCUACUUAACCAUUCUUACGGCAGAAAAUUAUCAGAAGAUGUGGUAAGAUUUUACAUCAGUGAGACUAUUCUGGCAUUGGAAUACCUUCACAGGUUGGGUAUCAUCCACCGGGAUGUUAAGCCGGAGAACAUUUUGCUGGACUUACACGGACAUGCAGUCCUUACAGACUUCGGUCUCAGCAGGAUGUUCCUUCCAAACGAGUGGCGUAAAACAUAUUCAAGGUGUGGCACACUGAAGUACAUGGCUCCAGAAGUGAUUGUAGUAAGUGACGCCGGCUAUGAUAUGGCUGCGGAUUGGUGGAGUCUUGGUAUCGUCACAUAUAAACUCCUCACAGGGGAGUCACCCUUUGAACGUCAAAGAGAAUCAGAGACAGAUGAGGAAAUUGCUUCGAGAAUAGUUACUACUAAACUCUGUAUCCCAGAUGACUUAUCCUUUCAUGCGGCAGAUUUCAUCUCUAAAUUAUUAGUCAAGGAUCCAAGAAAGCGUUUAGGCGGAGGAAAAGAUGAUGCUAAGGAACUCAAAAGGCAUCCAUUCUUAAAGGGAAUAAACUGGUCUGAUCUUGAACAGAGGAAAAUUUUGGCACCAUUAUCACCCAAAGAAUCAAAUGACAGCAACCUUCAUGAAGAAUUUGAAGAGAAUAUUCCUGCUCACUCACCUGCUACUAUACCUCCAGACUGUAACGAGAUAUUCAGGGGAUAUUCUUAUGUAUCACCAUCACUCUGUACUGAAUAUGUAGCGAGCGAUGAACAAUUUCAGCGUACUGAAGAGAGUUGCCCAAACUCAGCUGAUGUUUCAUAUUACCAAUAUACUUGCAGGGUCGACAACUUGGAAAAGGAACUGAGUGAGGUAAAACGUAAACAGAUGAACUAUGAUUUGGAGAAAACAAAGUUGCAAUCAGAUCUGAGAGCUGCCAUUGAAAAGAUGGAGUCCUUGGAAGCAGAGCUGAUUAAGGUAAAGGGUGCGCAGAACAGCUAUAGAGGGGAGAAAAUGAGGCUGCAAAGACACCUGACAGAUUCCAAAAAAAAGAACACCUCCCUGGAACUGAAAUUGGAUAAGGCAAACUCCCGAUGGAAGAGAUACAAUAUCAAGGAAAACAUGAUGGAAAUAGACCUGAGAGCUGCCAUACAGAGAAUCCAGUCACUGGAAGAGGAACUGAAUGAGACAAACUGUGCAUGGAAGAGGUACAACCAGGAGAACCGGAAGAUGAAAACAGACCUCACAGCCAGCACAGAAAGGAUUGAGUCACUGUAAGCAAAGUCAAUAAGAACUAGGUAUAGAAUAGGUACAACAGGGAGCCAUGGAAGAAAGAAACAUGCCUGAGAAAUGGCACAAAAACAACGAAGUCCCUGGAAGCAGAAUUAACUGAGGCAAACCAUGCACGACAAAGGAACAAAAGGACUGAAAGGAGGCAGAAAACAGACCUAAGAGGUGCUAUAUAAAGGAUCAUGUUCCUGAAAGCAUAGUUGGGAUGUGAGAUUGUUCAUCUUGCUCAUCUUUACUUGGCAACCACUCAAAAGUUUGUAGUUGAGUUACAAUGUAUGUGGUGAGUAAAUCUAAUUAUCAUACCAAACCCUGUGUCCAAUCGGGGCACAAUAUUCUAUCCAUCUUAUUCAGUGCAGUCUACUAUUUAUACAGCAGAAAAACACUGGGGUUUCACUAUAACACAUCCAAUAUAGUGCAAAUCUUUGCCUCGUGUGAAUCGUUGAACAUUCCUGCUCCUGUCAUAUAUUCCAGAGACAUUAAUUAUAACGUUGUCUUCUAAAGCACUUUCACAACAUGCUCCCUUAGACUACAAUAGAGUAGGGCCCAAAUAUACAAGAAUAUAAGCAUCAUGUAACACUGCACUACAUGAUUUUCUACAGCGGAUACCUUUCAUUCAAUAUAUUGUAAUUGUUAUACUGUUUGUGUACGUGAUUUGUCAAUAAACUUUAUAUUUAUUCUCUUCCUUGUAAGAUCAUAACUUUAUGAUAAAUCUGGGUAUGUUCCAUUCUCCAUGUUGAUGUCCUGAAGAUCAUGAUAUCCGCAACCGUGGUUCUUUCUAUGCUUAAUCUCAGCAGCAAUUUCUCCUCAUUUAUGAUUUGCAAAACUAUCAACAAGAAGAGGCUUAAGAAUCUUUGUAAGUUCAAUAAUUAAAAAAAAAAAUUAUUUUUAACAGAAGCAAGCCAACCAUUACUUACAUUCCAGCACUCACCUAAGGAAUUAAUAUCCUGGAGCAGGGCUCUUGAUGGACACAUCACCACACCUUAUGCUUUAUUAACUAUUUUAAUAUUAUCCUCUUUAUUUAAUCAAGCAGUUUCUUCCUUUGAAAUUUACUAACUUCACGUAUGCAUUCUCAUCCUCCCCACAUUUGCUGCAUGACUGGAUAUCUGAGGCUCCUCAAUUUUACCACAUUAGAAAUAUCUGGUGAGGAGCAUAAAUUAUUAAAUGGUGGGCCAAUCAAAGCAACAGAAAGCUUCCAUGACAUCAGGGAGAAUUUCAGGUGUUGUUGAGUUUGAGGUUCUCACUGCGGUGCCUAUGAAUGCAUAUUUUAUCUUAUGAAAAUAAGAGAGCCAGUUUGUAAAUGAAUUAAAAUAAAAAGUCUUGACUUAUAGUCUGAUAAUUAUAGUACUUUCACCUUGCAGACUUGCCUGCAAAAAGUAACCAUGUGACCCUUACAACAUACUAUUUUGGACUGAUUAACAUAUGGAAGCUUUACUAUGUUCAAUUAACAACUCCCUUAUCAUCCAACCUACAAAUGUAAGUCAAUUCCUAAUAGGGCUCUCUCAUCUGAAGGCUGGGAAUUGCUCAUAAAUCUGUGUAAGGAGUUUGUUAUAAGCAGAUGUAUUAUAAAUUAAAUUUGUUCAUACAAUUUUGUCCAUUACUUAAGCCACAGUUGACACAGAAUGCUAUGGAGUUAUCCAGAACACCUAAAAAAGUGUGCAGAACCCUAAGCAUUCAGCAUUUAGUACUUUGUAUAACGCUGCUGAGUAAUGUACACAUCCUUUACAUUUCAGAAAAGUGUAAGUUUCUUGACUUUAAAAGUUCACUAUCAGAGAAUGUUAACAAACAAUUAAAAAAUUACAAUCAUUCUGAAACAAAUGUAAUGAUUUCAUGACAAAGCCUAAUGUAUGUGUAUAAUAUGCAAACUAAAUUAAAGUUUUAUCAUUCAAAUUAUACAUCUGUAGGUGUAUUUUAAUUGAGAUUUCUCUACACUAGAUUUUACAUUAAAAUUCCAAACUUUCUCACCAAAGUACCCCAAUCAAUGCUACUUUGCUAGUGAAUUAUACAUAUCAAUGAGGAAUUUCACUGAACAGACCGAAUAUCUAUUCAAGAUUCUUUUAGGAUUUUUCUCUGGUAAAUGCUGUUCCUUUUUUUGUUAUCUAAGGUACACGUGUACCUUUACAGAUUAUUUCACUUGUUACUUUAUAGAACUGUAAAAAAUAACACCUAUAAAUAAAAUUAAAUGUAAAUCAAUUCAAUUGUGACUAGCUGGUUAUUUAGUGGUACUACAAUAACACUGGAGGUCAUAUGUUGCUGAAUGAAAUUGUGGAUGAGUCUGCGGGUGAAAUGGUAGGUAUGGGGGACAAACAGUCAUGAUGUAUUUUUUUUAUCACAGAAAGACUAUGGGCAACCUACAAACAUCAGUACAAACUUCAGAUAAGAUUCAACCCAGGUACCUCCCAAACACAAGUCACACAUACUACUCUGUCCAAAAAGUAUCCGACCUUGGGCCGGGAAAGAAGAGUUCUGUAUCUGGGUGGUUACAAUACCUA
Cryptotermes secundus is the source of this 4748-nucleotide messenger RNA. Its product is annotated as ribosomal protein S6 kinase alpha-5. The transcript has a single exon. Gene Ontology annotation, molecular function: ATP binding; protein serine/threonine kinase activity. NCBI's taxonomy places the organism in Eukaryota, Metazoa, Arthropoda, Insecta, Blattodea, Kalotermitidae. Bases 1 to 2247 code for a protein of 748 amino acids. Gene Ontology annotation, biological process: protein phosphorylation; regulation of DNA-templated transcription. The record is from RefSeq and is a predicted model, not a curated record.